AUGAUGGAGGACACAGAGGAUGAUGUAGCUGUUAUUGGGAUUGGAUGCAGUUUCCCUGGAGGUGAGGGGUUGGACAGUUUGUGGAGGGUCCUGCUGGAGGGGAGGAACUGUGUGGUGGAUAUUCCAGCUCAGAGGUUUGACACCACUUUUUGGUAUGAUGCUGAUGUCAGCAAACCUGGAAAGAUGCUGACAGCCAAAGCAGCUCUUGUAGAGGGGUUGAAUGAGUUUGAUCACAGGUUUUUUGGUAUCACUGAGGUGGAGGCUGACUUUAUGGAUCCUCAGCAGAAGCUCCUGCUGCAGUGCACAUACAGGUCGUUAGAAGAUGCAGGAAUAGCCAUGGAAAGCAUCAGUGGAAGCAGAACUGGCGUUUACAUAGGUCUCAUGAACAGGGACUACGAAAUGCUCAGAAAUGACAGUCCUGGCACAGUUACCCAUUACAACGGCACCGGGACGGCCAUGAGUGUCGCGGCCAACAGAAUUUCUUUCACCUUCAACCUCACUGGCCCUUCGUUUGCCAUUGACAGCGCCUGUUCCUCAUCUUUGGUGGCUCUACAUGUAGCCUGCCAUGCUAUAAAGCAAGGAGACUGUGAGAUGGCGGUAUGUGGAGGGGUGAACUGUAUAAUAGAGCCAAGAGUGUUUGUAGCGCUCAGCAAGGCAAAGAUGAUCUCACCUGAAGGAACCAGUAAGCCCUUCUCCAUCAGAGCAGAUGGCUACGGCAGAGGGGAGGGCUGUGGUGUGGUACUCCUGAAACCUCUCAAACAUGCCAUCAAAGACCACAACAAAAUAUGGGGCAUCAUCAGCAAAACUGCAGUCAACCAAGACGGGCGCUCUGUGACUCCAAUCACCAAACCCUCCAUGAUGCAACAAGAAGAGCUGCUGCGACAGGUCUAUUCAGACACUGACAUCGCAAAUGUCCAGUAUAUAGAAGCACACGGGACUGGAACCCCAGUUGGAGACCCAACAGAGGCAGGAAGCAUCUCCAAUGUCAUUGCUAAAGCCAGACCUCCAGACUUAGGGGUACUACUUAUGGGGUCUCUGAAGGGCAACAUCGGACAUACAGAAUCUGCAGCCGGAGUGGCCGGACUCAUCAAGGUACUCCUGAUGAUGAAGCACAAGACCAUCGUUCCCUCAGUUUUCUACUCUGAAGACAGUGCAAGUGUAGACGUAAAAGCUUUGAGUCUAAAAAUUCCUACAAAAGCUGAAAGAUGGGAGUCAAACGGGCCACUGGGAAGGGUAGCUGGGGUCAACAGCUUUGGGUUUGGGGGCACAAAUGCACAUGUGACUUUAAGAGAGUACAAUCACACAUCAGAUCCCAUAAAAAUCUGGCCAAAAAUAUUUCUAUUAUCUGCAGCCUCUGAAAAGUCACUGAUCCUGACCAUCACUGACACCUACCAAAGACUCUGCAGCGAUGGAGCAGUAGACCUGCAGGCACUCUCAUACACCUCAGCAUGUAGGAGGAGUCAUUGCAAACAUAAAUAUAGGAAAGCCUUUUCAACCUCUUCCCUUUCAGAUUUUAAACACCAGCUCACAUCAGCACUGAAGACAAAGGCUGAGCCAGUAAGGUCUGAUGUAAAGGUGGUCUUUGUGUUUUGUGGAAAUGGGGUUUCCUACAGAGGGAUGUGCAAGCAGCUCAUGAUGGAGGUUCCUGGUUUCAGAGAAAAAGUCAAAGAAAUUGAGAGCAUCUUUCAGAGUUAUAAAGAUAUCCGUAUCAGUCAGUGGCUUGCUGGUGAGUCCAGUGAUGGUGACUUCAGCCAGCCAGAUGUUGUCCAGCCUCUUCUUUUGGCGGUUCAAGUUGGCAUCUCCACUCUGCUGAAGAACUGGGGAGUCAAACCCCACACUGUGCUCGGUCAUUCCGUAGGUGAGAUCGCUGCUGCUCACUGCUCAGGCCUCUUGUCCCUUGAGGAUGCGGUGAAGGUGUGUUUCCAUCGGAGCACUCUUCAGAGCAAAGUCACAGGUGGGAAAAUGCUUGUGGUCAGCAAUUUGGCUGUAGAAAAAGUUUUCGAGGUUCUUUCUCUCUUCUCCGGGAAGAUUAAUGUAGCUGCUGUCAACAGCCCUCAGUCAUGCACUCUGUCAGGAGAUGCAGAUGCUGUAGGCACCUUCCAUGAGAAGCUGAAGCUCCUUUUUCCUGAUAAGAAUCUCUUCCUUCAUCACUUAGAUGUUCCAGCAGCUUAUCAUAGCCAUAUGAUGGAUCCAGUUCUUGACGACAUUGAGAGAAGUAUAGGCCUUUUGGACUGCAACAACAUGGAGUGUGAGAUUUAUUCAACAGUGACUGGAGAGAGGUAUUCACAUGGUGACUUCAGCUCAGGAAGAUAUUGGGCAAAGAAUGUCCGAAAGCCCGUCUUGUUUGAGCGAGCGCUUCGUGCUGCCAUCAAAGAUAAGCAGUCUAACAGAAACGUGGUCUUUGUGGAGAUUGGACCUCGACGGGCUCUUCAAAGGUACAUACAGGAGAGUCUUGGAAAUGAUAUUACAGUUCUUUCUUCUGUCCACACAGAGAAAGAUUGUGACACUAUCUCCUUGACUGUGGCCAAACUGUUUGAACUUGGUCUUGAUAUAGACUGGAAUCAGGUCUACAGGGGGUGUGAGACAUUACCCACAGCUCUUCCUGUUUAUCAGUUUGACAGCACAAAGAAGGAUGUCAGUUUUGAAGAUUUGAGAAAAGACAGUGGAUCAUCCAUUUUCUCUCACCAUGCACUCAUAACCCAAACAAGGCAGAAUAACACAGAAUUUGUGUGCAACAUCUCAUUGGAGACUGCACCUUAUCUUUGGGAGCAUAAAAACAACGGUGUUGCCAUCGUGCCUGGUGCUUUCUACGUGGAAUUAGCUUAUGCUGCUGUGAUGGCAAGUCUGCAACCAAAGAAACCAGUUUCCCAGCUCUGUCUCAGUGUUGCAUUUGAGAACGUGCUUACUCUGAACUCAAGCUGCCAGCAGCUGAAGGUCACAUUAGAUCAUUCAGGCAAACCGGCGUCAUUUAAAAUACUGUCUGCUGUUGCAACACUCACCUCUGGCACAUACAGCUGUACAGAUCAGCAGCAGAUGUUAGAGGAAGCAACCAUUUGUCCUAAUGUGAUCUUCCAAAGGUGCAACUUAGUUAUGACAAGACGGGAAAUUUAUUCAGUUCUCUCUCAUGCAGGAUUUGAGUAUGGUCCACUUUUCAAGCAGCUGGAUGAUGUGCGUUUGGGGAAUGAAUUCAAGGAAGCUGUGACAACUUUUCAAGUCCCUUCUGAAGUUCUGAAAUGUCUUCAUGAAUAUUUCCUUCACCCUGUGCUGCUGGAUUAUUUCAUGCAGAUGACUGCUGUGGUAGCAAUGGGUCAGCUGGCAGGAAAACAGGGAUUCCCUUCAGGUAUCGCAGCUAUAGCUAUUUCAGGACCCCUGCAGGAGGAAAUGGUUAUGUACUUGCAGGCAACUAAGGAAAGCCCAGACUUCCUUGACGUUUGUGGUUGUUUUGCGUCAAUAGAGGGGAAAGUACUGGUGGAGAUUAAAGGGGCGAGGAUUUCCUUUUUGGACUGCUGCUCAAAUGUUGCCCAGUUGCCAUUCUUUCACAAUGAAAUAUAUGCAAUUGCAAAUGAAAAGGAUUUGCAAAAUCGUCAACUGAAAGCAAUUGUUUUCAAAGAUAAACUCGGGAUUGCAACAAGGCUGGGACCAAACAUAAGCCCAGAGUCAGUCAUCGUGGAAAGCACAGAGAUGUCAGCAGACCAAGUUCAAAAUUUGGUGAUCAGCUCACUGAGACACAAGGAGGAUCUGAGGGAUGUUCUCUUCAUUUGGGGUGUAGAGGACCUCAGUCACUUAUCAUCUGAGAAGAUGCUGGACUGCUUGGUCACCUGCUGUGAGACAUUUCGCUGGAUUGUUUUAGCUGUCAAAGAGAGCAGAUGCUGCUGCACUGUUAGGGUCAUAACUUACAGAUCUACAGAAAUGACUGUGGACCAUGUCAGUCCUGGUUUUGUGCUUUGUGGUUUGACAAGGGCUUGCGCAGCAGAGAUGCCGGAUCUUUGUUUUCAGCUGAUUGACCUCGCUUCUGUGACCAAUGAAGACAUUCAAACGCUGGUUCAUGUGGUUAAAACUUGCCAACAGCAGGAAGUGAGGAUCAGUAAAGGGCAGGUGUUAGCAACAAAAAUAGCUAAGACCCCAGUGAAAGACGAGGAUUUAUGUGAUGGUGAGGCACACACUGUGCAUCUAGGAGACUUUGUCUUGCAGACCUCUGAUCCAUACAAAAUGGCCCACCUAUCUGCCAUCCCUGCUGAUCCUGACAGAAACCCUAUCCAGAAGAAGUCAGUUAAAAUUCAGCUCACAAAUGUAUGUGUGCAUUCAUCUGAUUUCUUCCCUGUCAGCACUUCCCAUUUGAACUUUGGCAGAACGAUGUACUGGACCAAGUAUGUGUCACAGAAUCACAAGCUUUUGGCUUUAGAUUUUAGUGGCAUUGUCACAGCUGUUGGGAAAGAUGUUAAAACUGUAAGAGUGGGAGACCAUGUUGCAUCAUGUUAUCCAGUUACUGCAACAGUAACUGUCACGAUUCCUGAAGCAGCAUGUUACAGCACAAAGACACUACCGUUCUUCAAAGAAACGCCAUGUGUGUCUUACUUCAUCCUAGCAUGGGAGAUCCUGCAGAGACUUCUGCCUGAUGUUAAAAUCCAGCGCAAGAAGUUGGCAAUUAUCUCCUCAAACCCAGCUUCUGCCCUGAUGAAAGUUUUGUCUCUCACAGCGAGCAGGUCAGGCUGGAAUGUUUCCUCUCGGCUACAUUUCACAAGGGAACUUCCACAUUUCGAUGCUUUUGUUUUCCUGCCCCCAUUUGACCCCUCCUGCCAGGAGGUGUACGACAGUGCUGGACUUGAGAAACAUGUUAUCUUUGUGUGCAGCAGUUACAUGUCACCCUCUGCAAGCCUCUUUGCAUUUAAGAAUGAACACAUUCAUAAGCUUGAUGUGACCAAUGUUCUCCACAGAGCUAAUCUGCAAGCACAAAACAGAGAUAUCUCCAGCUGGCUACUGUCAUUAGGGUUUGGUGCAUCAUCGCUGCCUCUGAGAGGAGAGCUGCACCAGGUAAAAGAGCCUGAGUCCUAUUUCACCACAACAACAGUGCCGCAAGUUGUAUUAGACCAUGGAGGACAUGCAGAAUUAGACAUCCCUUUGCUUCGAAGGCCCAGACAGCUCUUUAAACAGAACUGUGUUUAUAUUGUAAGUGGAGGCAUCUCUGGUUUGGGAUUUGAGACCGUCAAGUUUAUUGCCCACAAUGGUGGAGGCUGCAUUGCAACCCUGUCGAGAAGUUUUCCAUCUGAGGAAAUGCAGCUUGAAAUGGAUCUCCUCCAGAAAAGAUGCAAGGUUGCAAUCACUAACAUCCAGUGUGAUGUGUCUGUGUCGACACAGGUGGUUGAUGCCGUCUCCAACAUUGGAAAACGGUUUCCAACUUGUUCUAUUAAAGGAGUUUUCCACAGUGCUGCAGUGCUACACGACGCACUGAUUGAAUCCCUUGACGAGUCUCUUUUCAGGAAGGUGCUGCAGCCCAAAGUCAGCGGUGCUCUUAAUCUCCACUUUGCAACACUUCACAGCAAGCUUGAUUUCUUUGUGUGCUAUUCUUCCAUCUCAUCGUUCAUAGGCAACACCUCACAGUGUAACUAUGCAGCAGCCAAUUCUUUCCUUGAUGCAUUCUGUCAUUUCCGGAGAAACCUUGGGCUUGCUGGACAGUCCAUCAACUGGGGUCCUUUGAACCUCGGUCUGCUGCUGAACAAAAACCACUUCCAACAGUUCUUGGAGACCAAGGGGAUGAUGAUUUUGGGUGUGCAGGAAAUUCAUCAGAUGCUUAAAAAGUGCCUUUUAAUGAACAGGCCGCAACAAGUAAUAUGCAAAUUCAACUUUAGUAAUCUGAAAAUCCAUGUUCUUUCACAAAAUGCAUCUCUCAAGGAGCGACUGUCAGCUUUAAUGGAAGCAGAACUCAAAGAUGAAAUACACAAUGAAGUCAAUGUUCAACAUUUGUCUUCCUCACAUGAGAGUGUGAGGACGAUUGUCAGUGACAUACUCAAUGUGAGUCCAGCUGAACUGGAUGAUGACUCUUCUCUGUGUGCACUGGGGAUAGACUCCAUGUUAGCCAUGACUUUACAGAACAGGAUUUUCCAGGAAACAGGAGUAAAUGUACCUUUGGUUCUGUUACUGGAUCCCAACAGUACAAUUGCCAAUUUAGAGAAUGUUGUCCUGAACACUGGGUAA
Messenger RNA from Melanotaenia boesemani (Boeseman's rainbowfish), 6192 nucleotides. It is a transcript of the gene pks1, whose product is annotated as polyketide synthase 1. Gene Ontology annotation, biological process: fatty acid biosynthetic process. The transcript is spliced from 6 exons. The record is from RefSeq and is a predicted model, not a curated record. The coding region runs from base 1 to 6192 and encodes 2063 amino acids. Lineage: Eukaryota; Metazoa; Chordata; Actinopteri; Atheriniformes; Melanotaeniidae. Gene Ontology annotation, molecular function: phosphopantetheine binding; 3-oxoacyl-[acyl-carrier-protein] synthase activity; fatty acid synthase activity.